Xyrauchen texanus (razorback sucker) is the source of this 3973-nucleotide messenger RNA. RefSeq names its product inversin-like. Gene Ontology annotation, biological process: protein localization to ciliary inversin compartment. Gene Ontology annotation, cellular component: ciliary inversin compartment. The record is from RefSeq and is a predicted model, not a curated record. Gene Ontology annotation, molecular function: protein binding. The transcript is spliced from 18 exons. The coding region runs from base 247 to 3381 and encodes 1044 amino acids. NCBI's taxonomy places the organism in Eukaryota, Metazoa, Chordata, Actinopteri, Cypriniformes, Catostomidae.
AUUGACCACACGCGGGACUCCAACUUUGGAAAAGUACGGAAACAGCGGAAACCCAGGAAUAUGUUAAAAACCUCAAGGCUCUAGAGCUUAAAGUCAGGGAUGGAGGUCUCCGAAUAAUUGUUUCACAUUUAAUGUGAACACUAGAUCAGAGCUGCCAGAGGCACCUACAGCUACGCCAAGCCCAGUGAGGGAUUGUCUUGGCCGAGAAGCAUCUGCAGAGGCUUACACUGCCUCCUGGACAUCACAAUGGCAAUGCCGCUCCCCCAGAAUCCAUCUCAGGUGCAUGCGGCUGCUGUGAAUGGAGACAAGAACACCUUACAAAGACUGAUCACAGCAGAGCCACGUCUACGGGACAGUGUGGAUCAGUUUGGGAGGACUCCUCUGAUGUACUGUGUACUGGCUGACCGCUUGGACUGUGCAGAGGUUUUGCUUAAAGCUGGUGCAGCUGUCAAUAAAACUGAUCACAGUCAGAGAACCGCACUGCACCUUGCAGCACAAAAGGGUAACGUGCGAUUCAUGAAACUCUUACUGUCGCGCCAUGCCGAUUGGCGAUUGAAGGAUCUGGAGGAAAUGACACCACUGCACCUGGCAACCCGUCACUCCAGCUCCAAACCUCUGUCUCUGCUCCUCAAGCACAUGGCACCUGGUGAGGUUGACACACAGGACAGGAAUAAGCAGACAGCACUGCACUGGAGCGCAUUCUAUAAUCAUCCUGAGCACGUUAAGCUGCUGAUCAAGCAUGAUUCAAACAUUGGAAUACCAGACAGCGAGGGCAAAAUCCCCCUCCACUGGGCGGCACACAACAAACACCCCAACGCCACACGUACAGUACGCUGUAUUCUGGAAGCUGCUCCCACGGAGUCUCUGUUGAACUGGCAGGACUAUGAGGGCCGCACCCCUCUGCACUUUGCAGUGGCUGAUGGGAAUGAGGCAGUGGUUGAGGUCUUGACGUCAUAUGAGGGCUGCAGUGUAACAGCCUAUGACAACCUGUUCAGAACACCACUUCACUGGGCGGCACUGCUGGGUCAUGCAAUGAUUGUCUACCUCCUGUUGGAGAGGAACAAGUCUGGGAUGAUCCCAUCAGACAGUCAGGGAGCUACACCUCUGCACUACGGAGCCCAGAGCAACUAUGCUGAUACAGUUGCAGUGUUUCUGCAACACCACUCUGUGCGGGAUGAGCCUGAUCUGGAGGGGAGAACGGCCUUCAUGUGGGCUGCUGGGAAGGGCAGCAAUGAUGUCAUCAUGAUUAUGUUGGACCUGAAAAAAGACCUAGACAUCAACAUGGCUGACAAGUAUGGAGGAACAGCACUCCAUGUGGCCGCGCUCUCAGGGCAUGUGUCGACUGUGCUGUUGUUGCUGGAGAAGGGAGCUAUGGUGGACCCGCUGGACGUAAUGAAACACACACCUCUGUUCCGUGCUUGUGAGAUGGGGCACCGAGAUGUCAUCCUCACACUUAUCAAAGGAGGGGCGCGUGUUGAUUUAGUAGAUAUAGAUGGUCACUCUGCACUGCACUGGGCUGCUCUGGGUGGGAAUGCUGAGGUGUGUGAGGUGCUGAUGGAGAGUGGGAUCAGUCCAAACCUGCAGGACCAUGCUGGAAGAACUCCCCUACAGUGUGCGGCAUAUGCCGGCUACAUCAACUGUAUGGCCUUGCUCAUUCAGCAUGAUGCAGACCCCAAUAUUCAGGACAAGGAGGGGAGAACAGCACUCCAUUGGUCCUGUAAUAAUGGAUAUCUAGAUGCUGUGAAGCUGCUUCUGGGGUGCGGGGCUUUCCCCAACCAUAUGGAGCAUACUGAGGAGAGGUACACACCUCUAGACUAUGCUUUGUUGGGAGAACAUCAGGAGCUGACACAGUUUUUAUUGGAGCAUGGAGCGCUGUCCAUCGCUGCCAUCCAGGACAUCGCUGCCUCAUCCAUUCAGGCACUCUAUAAGGGCUACAAGGUCAGACGGGCCUUCAGAGAACGCAAGAAGCUCCUCAUGAGACAUGAACAGUUGCGUAAAGAUGCUGCAAAGAAGAGAGAGGUGGAGCGCAGACGCGAGGCAGAGCAGCAGCUCUCACUAUCUGCAGUCAGAGUAGGAAAACUGUCUCUGGAUUCGACAGAGCCGAGUGUUGUGGUUAAAGAUACAGUACCGGUUAAAGGGCACAAACACAAGAAAACCUCCAUUUCCCAUAACAGCCAAUCACAGAGCAGGAGAGAAAAACAACAUAGAACUGAGUGUAGAACGAGGGAGGCUCAAACAGCAGAGUCUGCUCUUCCCCCGUUGACCCCUGUAAGAACAAAAAUGUUUUCAAGUUUACUAGAAGAGGUGUGUGUGAUGGGGAAAAGUGGUUCAGACACAUGCGUAUCAGUGGAAUGCAGAUCCACAUAUGAGCGCCGAUCCCCCGCAGGAUCCAGUCGACCAGGCAGUGCCAAACCAGUACACAAAGGGGCCCAUGUACCUCCAGGCCACAUGGAGACCACCACUACCCCUAAACCAGUGAUACACAUCAGACCCAGGACUACAGAGGCCUACUCUCUUUCUGAAUCAACCCAGGCCAUCUCUGCAGCUCAGACAACAUCACAACCCACAGAGAUACCUACAGAUGGCCAAAAGAGAUCAGGGUCCAAGAGGAGCAAAUCAGCCUCAGGACUCAAACCUGUAGGUACCGAUCAAUCCAACAUCUCCUACUCUGAAAGAAAUUCAGAAAAAUGUUCUGCCACCCGACAAAAAGAGAGACGAGCAGGAAGAGAGGUGGAGAAACAGAUGGAGAGAGAAAAGAAAAAGCAGUCAAGGACUGAGAGAGAAGGAGACAGGCAGAGUGACAGAGAGAAAGAGAAAUGUACAGGGAUGGAGAGAGAAAAAGCAAGAUGGAUGGGGAAAACAAGAAAAAAACAAGAAGACAAAGAGAAGGGAAAGAGGACAGAGAGCAUCCUCAGUAAAAACCAGGCAGCCAGUGUGAUACAGAGAGCCUGGAGGAGGUCACGUAUUCGGGGUCGUCUUCGUAAGGUACUGUGCAGGGCUGUAAAAGGGGUGGAGCAAAAUGAAGUUGCUGCCCUGCUGAUUCAGCUGUUGUGGGAGUGGCCUGUAUCUCAUGGUCACACCCACCAUAAAUCUGCUUCUGAAGUUCAGGCUUCUCCCACCAGGAGCAGAAGGAAAAAGAGCUCUGUGCUGCAAAAUAUCUAUGGUGGAGCCACGGCCAAAAGGGGGCACUCUUUGCGAGCUGCAGCCCUUAAAUCACAAAGCCAACUACUGCUUGACAUGUCACUCAAAACAAGCAAACAGUUGAGUGCUGUAGAGUGUGUGAACCUGGUAGACUCUGUGAUUCAGGUGAAGCAAUACUCUUACCAUUUACACCCAUCCAGUGCUAGCAACCAAAGCGGACCGAGCAAAACCAAGAACUGAGAUGAAGACUAAUUUAACUCACCUCACUGACCAACAGGCCAAAACACAUGCACAUGACCCCAAACUCUUUGGAUUUCUACAGGACACAUCUUUCCCAGACCAAUGCACUGACAAUCUAAGACAGUGAUUGCAUGCUGAAGCACUUAAAACUUGUUGGAAUGAACAUGAAGUAGAAGACCUUUAUAUAAACUACCUUAUGUCUGAUUGCAUGUUUGAGUUAUAAUAAGAGACGAGUGGGAGAAGAGCCUAAAAUGCUUGUGUGGCCAGCAGCAUCUAGGUUUACGUACAAAAUCUGCAGAUUCAUAUUGCUCAUAUUGGAGGUUAGAACACCAGAAAUAUAUUAGAUAACCUUUCAUUCUGUCAACGACAGGCCAUAUGCAGGUCGUAAAGGUGACAUACAACUUACAUAGCAAUACCAUCUGCAUGGGAGACCACAAGAGUGCUUAAUACACUUCAUGUCAUACCACAGUUAAACUGUGCUUUGUCUACAUAACCAUCAUUUCAGCCAAUUUCUUGCUAAUAUUUAAUUGCCAAAGAUCUAUGCAUUUCAUUCCUAUACUCUACUCCCACCCUUAUUUAUUGAAUGGGUAGG